UCAAUAUUCUUCGUUACACUGGCAAUUUCGAAAAAAAAAUACAAAAAAUUGCUGUAUUUCCAUGAAGAGCUCUUAUCAUUUAAACGAAUCUAGGUUAAGUUCAUGAAUACUUAUCAAACCCAACCAAACCUUACACCAGCUGCACACAGUACGCAACAAGUGCAAAGAAAAAUGGCGAAAGUAAAAACAACAGCUUUUGUAGUCGUCCUCUUCCACUUUGCUCUCGAUGUCUAUGGCUUGUCGUCAGAUGAAACUUGCAGACAGAGGCUUGAUAAUCUAGAGAAACUAUUGGCAAACCUAAAUGAGAAACUCGAAAACCAUCAAGCGGUAAAAACCAAAGAUGACACAAUGUUCAAAGUUAUUCAAGACGAAAAUAGUUACCUGAAAAGGAGAAUUAAAUCAUUAGAAGAAAUUGUUCUUACCUCGAGUCGCCGGACAGAGAAACUUGAAGCUAGGAUUGCAGAUUUAGAAUCUUCAUACUGGUUUCUGAAAUCCAGAUUGACAGCAAACACUAACUUCAGGUUCAAUAAGAAAUAUUCGAGUUUUUUACUUAAAAAUCUCAAAACAGGCGAUAUAAGUAAAGAAAACACGACUACCCAUCCACCGACAAAUCACGGUAACGAGGAGAAGCUACAACUCCAAACUGCAUCGGUAAAACGCAAAAUUAGUCAGUCAGAGAAAAUACCACGUGCAUCAAAAGAAAAACGUCUUCUGACAGCGAUCCAGUCAACCUCCACCCCAUUCCCAGAUGGUGCUGCAUUUUCUGCAUACGUGUCUCAUUAUGAAACAGACAUAUCUAAGGAAUUCACCAUUCACUUUGACACAGUUUUAACAAACAUCGGCAACCAUUAUAACAAACAUUCAGGAAUAUUCACCGCGCCUCAACACGGUGUUUACGUAUUUACGUGGAAUCUCUACUCUAAUACGGGAGGAUACAUAUAUUCUCAGCUUGUUGUGAAUUCUAAUGUAGUUGGUGCUAUGUUUACAAGCGCACAGGGUGCUUCUAAUAUUAGAAGUCCUACUGGUAUUGUGGUUGUGGAGGUGAAUCAGGGAGAUGUGGUAUUUGUUCGGACUCACCCUACAAAUGGUCACAUCGGGAAUCUCCAAAGUGCCCCAGACUGGCGAUCAUCCUUCAAUGGCUGGAAACUGUACUAACAUACGUCAAUAAAAAUGAAUUCUCUACAAUUAAAAUAAAGUUACUACAUUAA
Magallana angulata is the source of this 1208-nucleotide messenger RNA. RefSeq lists its product as uncharacterized. The transcript is spliced from 2 exons. Bases 103 to 1155 code for a protein of 350 amino acids. NCBI's taxonomy places the organism in Eukaryota, Metazoa, Mollusca, Bivalvia, Ostreida, Ostreidae. Gene Ontology annotation, molecular function: protein binding. The record is from RefSeq and is a predicted model, not a curated record.